AUGAAGCUGUGUGUAGUGGCCUUCUGCUUGAUCCUCCUUGCAGCAGCUUUGUGGGUGGGCCUCUCAACAUCUGAGUCCACUGAAGAAGGAGGGAAACCUGAAGGAGGGAAACCCGGAAAAGGGAGACCACCGGCAGGAGGAGGUGGAGGAGCAAAAGGAUGUGUUGCUCAACCCUUGCCAUCAGCAGAAGUCUCGUUAUGCAGGAACCUUGAAGUUGUAUACCCAGAGCUGGGCAGUAUCAGCUGCAAGGUCGUUCCUGUGUGUAAUAAAUUCAGAGAGAAGAUCACCAUGUGGCCUGCGCCCAGAGUCAAGUUCCCCUCAGCUGUGGAAGUGAGUGGAUUGGGUUAG
Acomys russatus (golden spiny mouse) is the source of this 348-nucleotide messenger RNA. RefSeq names its product phosphatidylethanolamine binding protein 4 (gene Pebp4). The record is from RefSeq and is a predicted model, not a curated record. The transcript is spliced from 2 exons. The coding region runs from base 1 to 348 and encodes 115 amino acids. NCBI's taxonomy places the organism in Eukaryota, Metazoa, Chordata, Mammalia, Rodentia, Muridae.